Molecule: messenger RNA, 1837 nt
Organism: Pleuronectes platessa (European plaice)
Lineage: Eukaryota; Metazoa; Chordata; Actinopteri; Pleuronectiformes; Pleuronectidae
Product: clathrin heavy chain linker domain-containing protein 1
Exons: 11
Coding region: 1-1776 (591 amino acids)
Source: RefSeq, a predicted model, not a curated record
AUGGCCUCCCGGGGGGAAACGUCGACGUUUAGCCGAAGAAAAAAUAAAACAGAUAAAAUAAUAAAGAGGUCGGAGCCGAAGAACUCAAGGAAAACAGCAGAAGAAAGAGUUUUAACUUUGGCCUCGUUGGUUUCAGACGCAGAUGAAGGUUUGGUUCAGUUUGAAGAACAUGAAGAGGAAGAGGAGCAGCGCUUCAUCACCAGUCGCUCCGUGUUCAACAAGGUGAUUGGUCGAGCGACGACCUAUAAGAGACUCCUGUUGACCAUAAAGACAGAGUACGAAGAUUUCAUCAGUGAGCUGAAGAGGAGGGAGGAUGAAGACAAGAAGGCCCAGCGAACGGUGGCAUCCUUAACGUCACUUCCAAAAUCAUUAGUGACCUGCCAGAGAAGAGCGGAGCAGCUGAGGGUCAGGAUCUCUGACCUUCAGAGUGAAACAUCAAACCUUCUGGAGGAGCAGAGGAGACAAAAAUCAUCUGAAGGGCGGAGCACAUGGAUUCCUGGCUUGACUGUGGCUGAGUCCGAGGAUCCUGAAGCUCUGGACGAGCACCUGAGGCGUCUCGAGGCCCAGAGAGCUGCUCUCCUGGACAGGAAGAGUCGCUGCGUCUCUCUGGAGGUCAAAGCUCAGCUGGACGCCGAGCUGCAGAGCGUCGAGUGCCACAGAGAAGAGCUGAGCACAGAGAACCAUCAACUGAAAGUUCUAUACAAGCGUCUGAGAUGUGUGUGUGACCAUUUGUCUCGCUGGGAAGAGGAGGAGGAGGAGGAGCAGGUUCCACUGGAGGAACUCCUGGGUUCUAUACUUGAGAACAUCAGUCAAACCAGCGUGACAGACGAUGACGAUGAUGAAGAGUUGUUUGAGACCGAAGAGCCGACUGGAGUCAACGGGUCCGAACUCGUAGCCGAUUACCUGGACAGGUUCACUGAGCUCUUUGACUCGGCUCAGUAUGAGGAGGCUGCUCUCGUUGCUGCCAGAUCUCCUCAAGGAGUCCUGAGGAACGUCGACACCAUGGAGAUGUUUAAAGGUGUGACAGCCGCCCCGGGGUCAGUCUCCCCUCUCCUCCUCUACUUCCAGGCCCUACUGAUCACUGCCGUCCCUGGUACCCAGCUGUCGGCUCCUCUCUCGCUGCACUGCGUCCUCUUCGCCCUGCGUCAUGGCGCCUUGCAGCUCGUCACCCAUGCCAUCACCCAGAACAAACUCACCUUUUCUGAGCACCUGGGCGACAUCCUCAUCGAGCACGCUCUGGAAAACGCCAGCGUGGCCGACCUGUGUCUGGCGUUGGCCACCGUCGUCUACGAGGCCUGUGGGCUGAACAGGAAGACGGCACUGAGCAUGAGCAGGAGAGGCCUCAUCCACAGCGCCGCCAAGUUCAUGCACCACUGCAAGGACCUCACAGCUGAGGACUUUAUUUGGGUUCUGUGUCGCUCGCCCAGCCUCACCCUCCUCCAGCUGUUGACGGAGCCUCAGCACAGUGUUCGGGCGGCCAUCUUAUCAGUGGGUAGGGCGUGUUCCACUCUGCUGGUUGACCCUCAGCAUGGGGAGUUAGCGCUGCAGUUCCUGGACAGUUUCCUCAGCCGAGGUCAAGAGGUUUUGGAGAAUGUGAUUCUGGAGGACAGCGACUCAUCGGUGGACGUUUGGAUCAAUGUUGCGUCUCUGUGCUCUGAGCUGAAACGACCCGACUUGAACCGGGCCAUCCUGUCCGUCCUUCUGGACCAGAGCGGGACCAGAGUCCUGUCCCCGGACCUGGAGGGAGCCCGUCUCAUGGAACACGUCUUCCUAUGAAGACAAGGCGUGAACGUUCUCCCACACAACAACACACGGCCUAACAACAGCAAAUGCUUUU